Aspergillus steynii IBT 23096 is the source of this 772-nucleotide messenger RNA. RefSeq lists its product as uncharacterized. The coding region runs from base 128 to 772 and encodes 214 amino acids. Lineage: Eukaryota; Fungi; Ascomycota; Eurotiomycetes; Eurotiales; Aspergillaceae. The transcript is spliced from 6 exons. The record is from RefSeq and is a predicted model, not a curated record.
CACUGUUCAUCCUAACCAAGCAUGAUAUGCAUUUGAACCAACCGGCUAACUAGUCGCUUGAAUGGUCUCAUCUCUGCCCGUAUUCUUUGCGUGAGCUUGCCCUACUGGCUGAGUAGAUUGAUCCAUCAUGUCGGUGACUGUCUACUCUGAAAUUGUUGAUUUUGAUACACUGAUUCCCAAAGUCGAACCUAUUGAACGCGAAAACAAGGACGUGGAACGACUAAUCCCUUGGAUAUUCAAGGAUCAACCAAUCGCAAAGCAUACGUGCAUCCGGGGCUGGCCGAGAGAAGAGUAUGAAUUUCGGGAGUUCUUUCAUAGGAUCAUCGGUUUCUAUUACGACUUAGACGAACAGAGUAUAUCGGCGACUCUAGACUUUUUGAGGCCGCACGAGACAGGUAUGAUGCUAAAGAACUUGAUGGAGACUAUAUGUUAUAACCUUGAGGAUACUUUUGACUCAUGCCCUGAACUUGAUUUCCCGGUAUUGGGGUCUAAGCAGAAGUAUUUUAUCGGUGGUGAGCGAUAUUCUGCGAAGGCCGAGGGUACAAUCACUAUCAGAUCUCAAGGCCAUAUUGUCCCCGUAGUCUCCUAUGUUGCUAGCUCAGGUGGCCUUUUGGCUGAGAACCUUAGUAUUAUGUUGGGUCAGCUUGCCAGAAAUAUUGCCUUGGACCCUCAGGACCAAGAGGUAUUUGUCAUUGGUCUUUAUUUCCAGGGUACAUUCCAAGGGCUUUUCAGAGGACGAGACUUGCAAGGUGAGAUUUACAAGGGGCUAUGA